UCAACUAAAAGGUUAGGUUGGUCUUUAUCUGUGGUCUUUACCUCACAGAAGGCCAUGAGUACCUUUGGCUAUCGUCGGGAGCUGAGCAAGUAUGAGGAGUUGGAUGAGGAUGAGCUGCUUGCCUCACUGACAGCCGAAGAGCUCCACGAACUGGAAAAGGAGCUGGCCAAUAUUGAACCAGAUGAUAAAGUCCCCAUUGGACUAAGGCAGAAGGACCAGACAGUUAAAACUCCCACGGGCACAUUUAGCCGAGAGGCUCUCCUAAAAUACUGGGAGAAAGAGACACACCAGCUUCUCGAAAAUGAAAGGAUGGGGUGUUCAAGCCCCCAGUUUUGCUGUAGAUUCCAAGGUGAUAAAAACAGUAAAAAAGAGAAUAUGACAGAAAGCAACAAUGAGGACUCAGAAGAGGAGAACAAAGCUGAGGACAACAAAGAAAAGGAUGGUUGUGUAGAUGAUGAUGAAGAUAAUGAAGAGAAAGCUGAAAUAGAAGAGCCAAUUACUGAAGAAGAAGAAGAAGAAGAAGAAGAAGAAGAAGAAGAAGAAGAAGAAGAAGAGAUUGUCAGGAGGCAGGAAAACAACCUCAAAAGGGAAAGUGUUCCUCUGCAUAACAUGUACAACAGUCACUCAAGCCCCAAGCCAGGGGUUUCUGUGAGGAGAAAUUCACCACAGGAAGCAAACCAGUUGUCAGGAAACCCCACUGUACUGGAUAAGGCUCUGGAAAAGAUCCUCCAUGAUGACCCAGACACCACUGAAGUCAAUCUCAACAAUAUUGAUAACAUUUCCCAGGAAACCCUGAUCUGCUUCACAGAAGCCCUGUGCUCCAACACACAUGUGCGGGCUUUUAGUCUGGCAAACACUCAUGCUGAGGACCCAGUAGCCUUUGCAAUUGCCAAAAUGCUGAAGGAAAACUGCCACAUUAUGAACAUAAACAUUGAGUCUAACUACAUCACAGGAAAGGGUAUUCUAGCACUGGUACAAGUGCUUACACACAAUAGUACACUAACAGAACUACGCUUCCACAACCAGCGCCAUAUCUGUGGAGGUCAGGUUGAGAUGGAGAUGGUAAAAUUCUUGAGAGAGAACACCACCCUGCUCAAGCUUGGCUACCAGUUUGAUCUGCCUGGCCCUCGAAUGAGUAUGACUGGCAUCCUGACACGCAAUCAGGAUCUUCAAAGGCAGAAGAGGAUGCAAGAACAGCGUCAGCAGCAAGGAGGUGCCUCAACUCCUAUUAACCCACGCACAAGUGCACUACAGAAGAGAACACCAACAUCUUCUCCAUAUGGGUCUCCUCGAAGUUCACCAUGGUCCUCUCCAAAGCUACCACAUAAUGACAUGAUAAAAAGGAAUCCUCAAACAGGUGUUCCACCACCUCCCCCACCACCACCUCCUCCCAAACCCCAGAACAUCACUGAGAAAAGACGUCCGACCAGAAAGAUUGCGGAGGUGAUCAAACUUCAAGAAGUAAAUGCCAAAAAACAGCAGGAUCAGGGCAAAGGCAAGUGUAAGUCCAAAAAAGGGAAGAAAGGGGUUACCAAGGAAAAUAGGACUGAAAGCAUCCUUAAGGAACUGAAAAAUGCACUGAGACCCAUUGCAGAGAGAGACAUUUCCAGACCAUCUACACCAAUGCGGUCAGCUCAUGAUGAACUCAUGGCUGCUAUCCGAGCAAGCAGUAUCAAAUCCCUGAAACGGGUGGAAGUUCCCCAGUAUCUUUGAUAAUGUGGCCAAAUACUUUGUACCAAGAAAGGAAGGAUGCACCAUUGCCACACAUCAUCUCCAAAGAUUCCUUCCAUAGCAUGAUAAUCAUACAAAAUACUCGAAUGAAUCUGCAUUGUUAGUGCACACUUGUUCACUUCAUAUUUUGAUUAUGAUCUAAUCACAAGUGCAUACUGGACCAUAUUCAGGACUAAGUUAAAUUGGGCAAGUGCUUCAAUAUCCACUGGAGCUGUAUGAAUUCCAAGGACCCUAGUUUGGUCCUGAUUCAAUCUGGGUUACUGUCUACAAGAAGUUUUGAAUGUUUUGAUGUCUGCUUGGGUUUCCUCCCUUGUCCCAAAAAACAUACCAGUAGGUAACUUGGCUAUGCUAAAUUGCCCCUAUGGGUGAAUGACUGGAUGAAAGUGUAUCAGAAUGUGUGUGUGAUUGAUGGCCAAUAAAAACCAAUCCUGCCUUGCACCCUACAUUCCCAGGACAGGCUCUGGAUCCACUACAACUGUAAAGCACAUAGAAGAUGAAUGAUGAAUGAAUGAAGGCCAUAUCCAGAACAACAGCUUUUAACUUUUUAAUCUGGAUAAGUCUCUGCUGAUAUGUCAUUUGAACUGAUGUGAAAAAGUGAAAUGAAAAUACCAGAAAAAGCUGAUGCCAUAGAAGAAACUUUGUUGUUGUUUUCCUCAGUUUGUUUUUCCAUAAUUUAAGGUGGCAGCAAUAGGAUGGAAAGGGAAACAUUUAAGUACAACAAAAUAGUUAUCAGGGGCGGCACGGUGGUGUACUGUCAUCUCACAACAAGAAGGUUCUGGGUUCGAGCCCAGUGGCCAACGGGGGCCUUUCUGUGUGGAGUUUGCAUGUUCUCCCUAUGUCUGCGUGGUGCUCUAGUUUCCCCCACAGUCCAAAUACAUGCAGGUUAGGCUAAUUGGUGGCUCUAAAUUGACCAUAGGUGUGAAUGGUUGUUUGUCUCUAUGUGUCAGCCCUACAAUGACCUAGCAACUUGUCCAGGGUGCACCCUGCCUCUCGCCCAUAGUCAGCUGGGAUAGGCUCCAGCUUGCCCAUGACCCUGGACAGGAUUAUGGAUAAUGGAUGGAUGGAAAAUAGUUAUUCUAUACUAUAGCAGUGCUCUAAAGAAUGGUUCUGGAACAUUUAAUUUUUAAGGGUGUCAGCUUAUGUCAACAACUCCCAUGGCUCACCAUGCAAAACUUUUGAACUACACUUUAUUCUAACAGGAAGUCAACUUCAUAAAUAACCUAAUUUAUAAGAAUAAAUUAGGUUAUUAUUACAACUACAAAUUAGAAAAAGUUGGGACAGUAUGUUGAAAUUGAAAUUAAAACUGAAAACAAUGAUUUAUAAAUCAUAUUUGAUCUGUAUUGCAGUCAAACCAAUAUAGCAGUACUUAUUUGAUGUUUUACCUUCUGAAUUUUUACCCCCCAAAAUAAACAAAUUUUGAUUCUUGCAACACAUUUCAAAAAAGUUGGGACAGUAAAGCAUUUACCAAUUUAUAAUUUUGCCAUUCCUUCACACAACACUUAAAAUAUGUUUAGGGACUAAAGACACCAAGUGAUGAAGUGUUUCAGGUGUUAUUUUGUCCCAGUCUUCCUGCAAACGGGUCUUAAGUCAUUGUCAUAUUUUUCAUUUUGAAAUUCUCCACAUGUUCUCAUUUGGGGACAGAGGGGACAAGCAUCCUCUUCUUCCACAGUCAUGCCUUUGUAAUGAAUAGAGUAAUAGAGAAUGUCGUAUUGCAAUGUCGUUUUGAACUAUGUAUCCGUGUCCCUGGAAAAAAUGUCGUCUUUAAUUCUUUACCCCUUAAAGCAGUUGCUACAGCCACCCUUGUAUAUGUAUAUACUGUUCACCCUGAGAACAUAUUUACAAGAAAAAAAGUCUAAAGACAAGGUUUUGACAAGGUUUUAGACAAGGCAUCAUAUGUCAUCAUUAUGGGAUAUACACGGGGUUGUCAUAUGUUGUCAUUAAGGGGUAAAGAGUUAAAGCAGCACAUGUUGCUCCAAAAUCUCACUGUACUUUUCUGCAUUAAUGUUGCCAUCACAGAAGUGUAAAUGACCUUUGCCAAGGACACUGACACAACCCCACAGAAUGACACACCCUGGUCUUUGGACUUGACAGUCUGGAUGGUCUUUUUUGUGUUUGGUCUGGAGCUUCCAAAAGUUAUAUUUGUUCCAAAAAAGACCUGGAAUACUGAUUAGUCUAACCACAAUACACAUUUCCACUGUGUGAUUGUCCAUUCCAGAUGCCUACGAGCCCAAAGAAGUCGCUGGCACUUCUGUACACAGUUAAUGUGAGGCUUCCUUUUUGCACAGUAAAGUUUUAACUGGCAUUUGUGGAUGUAACUCUGUAUUGUAGUGCUUGACAAAGGUUUGCCAAAGUAAUCCUGAGCCAAUGUAAUUAUAUCAGCUACUGUAUAGAUGAAUGCUGGUUCUUGAUGCAGUGCCAUCUGAGGGAUUGCUUGUUCCCUUGCCUUUUACACACCAAAAUUCCUCCAGAUUCCUUGAAUUGUUUAAUGAUAUUCUGCACUGUAGAGGGUGAAACAUCCAAAUCCCUUCUUUCCUUUCUUUGAGGAACAUUGUUUUUAAACAUUUCAAUAAUUUUCUCAUACAUUUGUUCAUAAACUGGAGAUCCUCGGCCUAUAUUUACUCCUCACAGAUUAGACCUUUCCUGGAUAUUAAUUUUGGACCAAAUCAUGAUUACAAUCACCUGUUGACAUCACCUGUUAAAAAUCACAUCAUGAAUUAAUUGUUUUACUAGCCCUAAAUUGUCCCAUCCCAACUUUUUUUUGCAAUGUGUUGCAGACCUUAAACAAAAGAAUAGAUGUAUAUUAAUAAAUAAAAUGAAGAUGACCAAGAAAACAUUAAAUAUCUUGGGGUCAUUCUGUCUGCAAUGAAAUACAAGUCAAAGUCAAUUUAGAAAUCACUGAUUUUUUUUUUUUGCAUUUUCCUAACCAUUCCAACUAUUUCUUGUUUUGGGUUGUGCUAUUUAUAUUAGAUUAAAAUAUUGCUGGAUAAUGGAAGCAAUAAACAAUAAAUGGGAAGGCUAAAGUAGGCUAGCUAGGUUUGUUUAUAUUUUGACACAAAUAAGAGUAACAGUUUCUAAUAGCUUUGCAUGGAGUCCUAUCUUUAGAACACACUGAUAAAAACAAAAGAAUAGUUCCAAAAUUUAAUUU
Neoarius graeffei (lesser salmon catfish) is the source of this 4876-nucleotide messenger RNA. RefSeq names its product leiomodin 2 (cardiac) b (gene lmod2b). The coding region runs from base 55 to 1713 and encodes 552 amino acids. Lineage: Eukaryota; Metazoa; Chordata; Actinopteri; Siluriformes; Ariidae. The record is from RefSeq and is a predicted model, not a curated record. Gene Ontology annotation, biological process: myofibril assembly; muscle contraction; pointed-end actin filament capping. Gene Ontology annotation, molecular function: actin binding; tropomyosin binding. Gene Ontology annotation, cellular component: myofibril; striated muscle thin filament. The transcript is spliced from 3 exons.